UUUCCGUGCGCUUAACGCCAGCCUGUUGGUUGUUGGUGCUGCUGCUUUUCAACCCUGUGAAAAAUGUUAUCCGCUAUUUGGUGUCGGCGUUGUGGUCGCAAAUUUAACCCGAAAAAAACAAAACCCCAGCCUGUUUGAGUGGAUCGGAUACUUCCUAAGACUCGAGAAGGACUGUGUGAUGAUCUGAGGCACUGGAGUCUGCCCUCCCUCUGUGGACAUAAAAGUGUCCUCACACCCAUCAGUCAUGUCACAGUCUGAGUCCUCUGUGGGCGACUGGCUAGGUGUUCUUCAUCUGGGGCAGUAUUCGGAGGCAUUUAGGAAUGCCGGCCUGGUAACGUUACAACAAUGCCGCAACCUCACACCAGAUCAGUUGGAGCGGAUCGGCAUCACCCUGUCAGGUCACAGGAGGCGCAUCCUGGCUAGCCUGACCAAAACGCACAGUACCACUGGCACAAAAUCUGAUACACAAUCUCACCUCGCACAGUCUGAGAGAGAUCAGAGAUCAGAAGACACGAGACCUGCUAAAAUGUUGCAGAGAGAAAGACCUGUGCCAGUCCCGGUGGAAACUAAACCUGUUCUUAAGGAAAGAGAGAAAAAAGAUAGAGAUUCAUUCCAGCCUACGCCCAAGGAAAGAGAGAGACCGGUCCCCAGGGGGAGACAAGUGUCCAGGAUGACAGAGGAAAGUGGAGAAGGAGCAGAGAUGAUGCCAAUUCCUGUACAAAGACAAACAGCACCCAGGGGAGGAGGAGAAGAGAGUGAUGAAAGGAAAGACGGAGAGAGAGAGAAGCCUGUGCCUAAAGAAAGGACUAAGUUUCGCUCCAGUGCUCCAGCGGACUGUCAGACCAGCCCCCUCGUUUCCACACCUUCUGAAAUCCCUCUACCCCCUGUCCCCCCACGAAGCACUCCCAACUGCCCCCCACAGCGCUUCACCUCCCCUUCUGCAUGUACCCCUCCAUCACCCAGACUGGACCAACACGAUGUAAAAGCCCCCUCUGCACAGAGCAGAUCCGUGUCCAGAGGCUCCACCCCAACCAGCACCCCUACCCAUACCCCCACACAUACCCCUCUCAACCCUCCAAGCUUCCCCUCUGUUACAACUAGGCCGCAAACGUUAGCCAUUCACUCGCCUGCCCAACAUGUGGGAGGUGAUGGAGGAGGAAUAGCUUCACCUGCGUCCCCCAGCAGUGACAGAAACGCUCCACCUCUUCCUCCCAAAACAGGACGAACUAAAGGCCCUCCUCCAGUCCCUCAGCGGUUUCCUGCACAUUCUCCCAGGAAGACCAGCCCCUCUCCUCCACUCCCCGCCAAGACGAUCUCCGAUGAGUUACAGAAAGAACAAACUCCUCUGGUCCCACCUCGCAUCCGGACACCCCAAAUCCAAGAAAACACACAACAGUCAACUCAAGCGGACACUCACCCAGGUGUGUCUGAAAAGAGGUUGUCGCAACCUCCGCCUAAUUCCAGGUUGGAUUCACUCGAUGAUGACUCUGACAACUACGAGGAUCCAGACUUGUUUUACUCCGCUGUUCAUCGCAUAAACACUCCAGACAGGGAUAUGUCCCUACAAGUACCCGGUCUGCCAAAGGGACGGUACAGCUCUUUGUGUAGUGACGAUGAGCAGCUAGAUGAUGAUGAGUCCACCCUAUGGCAGGAUGAAGUCCUGAGCAACUUGCAAGGCAGCGUCUACCUGCCAAAGUCCGGCAGACUGGCUCAGACAGCCAAAGAGGACAACUCUCAGCUCGCUGCUGUCAUCAAGAUGGGCUGGCUGGACAAGAAUCCACCCCAGGGGGCCCUUUAUUAUCAGAGGCGAUGGGUAAAGUUGGAUGUUGACUACCUGAGAUACUUCGACAAUGACAAGGAGGUGUAUUCUAAGGGCAUCAUCUCUACUGCCUUCGUCACUAAUGUGAGCAGUGUGGGAGAGCUGAAGUUUGAGGUCGUCACUAACAACCGGACAUUUAUCUUCAGAGCUGAAACUGAAAAUGAGAGAAACGACUGGGUGACUGUACUGCAGGACUGCACCAGGGGGCGCCAGACACGCAACACCAUGUGCCCUGGCUCACCUUUGGCCCCAGACUAUCAGGGCCAUCUGGAGCUAAGGGGGUUACGCUCCAAACUUUAUACUGUUGUCGCCUUAGAUAAAGUAUUCCUUUACAAAAACAUUGAGGACUAUCGGAUAGGAGUUGGUAUCACAUCCAUUGAGAUGAACGUAGGAAAUGUUAAAGAAACCGAUCGCCGUACCUUUGAUCUCACCACACCUUACCGCAUAUUCAGCUUCAUCGCAGAGUCUGAGAUGCUGCGGGAGCAGUGGGUGGAUGCCAUGCGGGAUGCGAUAGGUGAGGCCUUGUCGAACAGCGAGGUGGCCGAUCGGAUAUGGGUGGAGCCUAGCAACAGUGUUUGUGCUGACUGUGGGGCUCUAAAGCCUGAAUGGGCUGCCAUCAACCUGUGUGUGGUGAUCUGCAAACGAUGCGCAGGAGAGCACAGAGGUCUGGGUCCAAGCAUCUCAAAAGUUCGCAGUCUGAAGAUGGACAGGAAGGUUUGGACAGAGGAGCUUGUACAGGUGUUCCUCCUGCUAGGUAACCAGCGGGUAAACAGUUUCUGGGCAGCGAACGUCCCACCAAGUGAAGCCUUAUCUCCUUCAAGCUGCAAUGAAGAGAGACGACGCUUCAUCACCAACAAGUACCGCCAGGGCAAAUACAGGAAGUACCACCCUUUGUACGGAAACCAGAGAGAGCUCAACAAUGCUCUCUGUAUAAGUGUGCAGUGCAGUGAUGUUCUGGAGACGUUGAGCCUGGUCUUCUGCGGUGCAGAUGUAAAUUGUUCAACUGGUAUGGCAAGUUGUCCCUCCCCUCUCUCCCUGGCCAGCGCACACUCACAACUCCUGCAGGCUGAGUUAAUCAGCCACAAUCUCAACACAGAGCUGCCGCGGUCAGAGGUGGGCGGGGACAUGGAGGCGCUACAUUACUUACCACAACCUUGUGUGUCUCACAAUGGCUUCCUGUUCAAGACUGCAUCCAUGGCUCGGGCUAUCACAGAGCGCAAGUCCAGAGAGGAGUUCAGUCGUCGCUGGUGCACGCUGAAUGAUGGCACCUUCAGCUACUAUGAGAGUGACAAAAACUCAAACCCUAACGGCGCUCUGAAGGCUUCAGAGAUCGUCUGCCUGGCUGUUGAUGCCCCUGAGAAACAUGGGUAUGUCCACGCCUUUGAACUCUACUCGGAGUCAGAGCGUAUUUACCUGUUUGGCACUGAUGACCCAGACAGCCACAAGGAAUGGGUCAAGUCUAUUGCUAAGAGCUUUAUCCCAGCCUCUGCAGAGCCUCUACUGAGGUUGGGUUUUGAGCGGAUUGGGCGCCUGAAGUGUAAAGACGGCUUGAACCUCCAAACAUCCAAGGUCGGGUGGUUUGCUCUGGUGGGCUCCACACUUCACGUUUACCUGUCAGACAGCCAUGGAGAGGAGAUCCACCUCCGCAAACUCAAUGAACUCUCAAUUCAGCAAGACAAUGAGGUGCUGGUGCUGGUAGAGAGGGGAAGAACUCUGUACAUCGAGGGAGAGAGGAAGUUGGACUUUGCCGGAUGGUGCGCAGCCAUCCAGGCAGCCGCAGGGAGUGGAGGAGACACACUGAGCCAGCAGCAGCUGACAGAGACAGACAUCCCGGUCAUAGCACACAGCUGCAUCGGCUACAUCACACAAUGCGGCUUGACAUCCGAGGGGAUCUACCGUAAGAGCGGUGUGAACUCCCGUGUGGCGGCACUGUGCGAGAGAUUCCGCCAGGAUGCUCGCAGUCUACGUCUGAGGGAAGGAGAGCACCAGGUGGACGACGUCUCCACGACACUGAAACGCUUCUUCAGGGACCUCGAGGAGGGACUGUUCACAUCCGAGGAUUCCAGAGCCUGGCUCGGUGCUGCUGCCAUUCAGGAUGAAAGUACCAAAAUCUCCCAGUACCAGCUGCUGUUGAAGAGACUGCCUCGUGUCAACAAGGCGACACUACAAGCCCUUAUCAACCACCUCUAUUGCGUCCAGCGUUUUUCUGAGCUGAACCAGAUGAACCUUCAUAACCUGGCCAUAGUGUUCGGCCCCACGCUGUUUCAGACUGACGGGAAGGACUACACUGCUGGCCGCGCCAUAGAGGACCUCAUACAGCACUACACGCUCAUCUUUGAGGUGGAUGAGCAGCAGCUAAAGAAGCAGCUAGAGGAGAUUACAGUUAUCAUCAGGGUGCGGGAGAAACUCAGCGUGAAGUUUCCUAGCACUGAACCGGGAGGUCACUUCAUCUGCACUGUUUACCUGGAGGAGAAGAAGGAGACCGCAGAGCAACAUGUCAAGAUCCCUGGUUCUAUGACAGCAGCAGAGCUGAUCUGUGAGGUUCUGGACCGGCGUAACAUCCCAGUUAAAGACAAAGACUACUGGAGCUGCUGGGAGGUCAGCGACAAGGAAGAAAUGGAGCGUCCGCUGCACUAUCAGGAGAGAGUGUUGCCCAUCCUUCACUCCUUUGGCACUGACUCCCAUCUCCUCAUCAAGAAGCACCUCGCUAUGGACAUGAUGACCGUCUAUCUAGCCAGUAAAGUGGAUGUGUCCAAACACGGGAAUAUGAAAUUCAGAGAAGAGCGAAGCAUUUUGGGAUUAGGACUAUCAUCUGGAAGUUUCCACGACAGAUAUUUCAUCCUCAAUUCCACCUCUCUUAGGAUGUACAAGGAAAUCAGAAGUAACCGAGCAGAACGCGAAUGGCCGGUGAAAAACCUGAAGGUGUACCUGGGUAUAAAGAAGAAACUUCGUCCUCCUACAUGUUGGGGGCUCACAGUAGUGUAUGAGAGCAAGAAACAAGAGAAACCAGAGAAGCAGCAGUGGUAUCUCUGCUGUGACACGCAGUCAGAGAUGAGGGAGUGGUACGCCACUUUUCUCAGCAUCCAGUACGAUGGAGACGUGUGGCCUCAAGACGGACUCAAGCAGAUGCAGGUGAACCGUGAAUUGACGACGGACACGCGUCAUGGUAACGUGUCACUGAUUCCGCUGCGUGGCAGUGAGAAUGAGAUGCGGAACAGCGUAGCAGCUUUCAGCCAAGACCCGCUUGCUCUUUUUAGAGACGUCCGGUAAUCUUCGUAAAAACACAGGGAGGCCUGUCCGCAUCAACUUCCCAGCAUCCAAGUGACAUCAUCAUUCUGUGACCAUGAGGACCUGAAUGACAGACACUCUAUUAGGAUUACAGCUGUUUGCUCCUCUGAAUAAGAAGCGGACCACAAAGCAAUCGGACGACAGGAUCUCAUUUAAAAUAUAACCUCCACUGGGUUUCCCUGCACAGAUGAAUUUUACUUGACUUGAUGUACAGAAAAGGACGGUUCAAUGAACUACAAUCAGGCUGAGAUUUUCUGACUCGCAUCAUGCACAAAAUGCAGGAAGACUGCGUCUCACAUUCCACUGUUUCCACGGGCCAGUGGCAUUUGCCUCAAUCACUGCGUUGCAUUAUGGGACACAUGCAUGAACGACAUGCUGAGAGAAACAUUCAUUUCUGUUUCAGAAAAGAGCUAUUGUAGUCUAGUUAUCCUAGGCAGUAGAAGAAAUGCUCAGCUAUGUUUUUUAAUAGAAGAUUGAAGUUAUUGACUCGCAGUCGUUGCUGAAUGUGGAUUUAAAAUGUUUCAUUCCUUUUAGUUUUUUAUGUACUUUUGCUCAAACAUUGGUCUUGGAAGCAAAGCUGAUGUCGGAGAAGACUGUGACCUGAUUAUGUCCAGAGUUGGUUCCGGAGGGACGAGGAUGAGGACUGAGAAAGAGAGAGAGUGAGAAGUGCCAUCUAUCCGAUGGAUUCUUGUUACUCUGCAGGACCUUUGCCAGUACUGUUCAAACCUCGCUAAGAGGGUCUAAUGUGUUGCUUGUGUCAAUUUGUCUACAGCACCAGUAUGUGUGAAUGUGUAAAUGUGUGUUUAUGAAAUGUUGCUUUAUGAUACCCUCUCUUUUGGUGAGAGAAAGACGAAAAGGAGAUGCAAGUGUUGAGAAAUACAUGUUCUUAAGUUUAAAGGAAGAAAGUCACAGUCGGGGGACUUUAACAAGAAUAGAUGGUAGAAGUUGCAGUUGCCCCAAAUAAAUCAGUGCCUCUUGUAUAGGUAACAUUUUAAACCAGUAUGACUUAGAUACACUGUCUGUAAUAUUGUCUGUCAUAUUGCUUUCUUUUUCUUCUGCUCUACAUUCCUAAGCUCCGCCCCCUCUCUCUGUACACCCUUUAUUAAAGCCUGUGAUAAUAAGAGGUAAUAUACUGUACAUAUAUGGGCAGUUUUGUCAUUAACCAGCAGUAUUUAUAAAGUUUUACAGUGUGGAUUAGUCACAUGGGAAUAAACAAUUUUCAUUAUGCCCAACAGAAUCUUUGCAGCUGUAAAUUGCUAAAGUUUGUCCAUUAAAACCCAAACAUGGCAUAAACGUUACAUUAAAAGAAUCUGUGAUUAACGUGGAUCAUAAUCUAUUA
Molecule: messenger RNA, 6446 nt
Organism: Notolabrus celidotus (New Zealand spotty)
Lineage: Eukaryota; Metazoa; Chordata; Actinopteri; Labriformes; Labridae
Product: arf-GAP with Rho-GAP domain, ANK repeat and PH domain-containing protein 1-like
Biological process (GO): signal transduction; positive regulation of GTPase activity
Molecular function (GO): GTPase activator activity; phosphatidylinositol-3,4,5-trisphosphate binding; protein binding
Source: RefSeq, a predicted model, not a curated record